UUCCUCCGUGCAGCUUGACGGUGCGCGUCUCGCCGCCGCGGCCGCCUGGACGUCCACACGGAGCGGCUCUGCGCAGCGGGGGCUCCGCCACACAGCAGCCGGCAUGAGGAGCGCGUCGCUGCCUUUCUGUGCGGCUCCGGUGCUUCGACCACACGCGACCCGAGUUUACCGGCGAGAGGACGCCCCGCAGACGGGGUGCGCGUGAGGGAGUGCGCGCCGAGGAGAGUCUGGAGGAAGUGAACGCGCACGCUGCUUUUUGGAGACACUUUUGCUCGUCGCUCGGCUCGGCCGGUCGUCUCUUUGUGCUGCAGCUUUCCCCCGUUUGGAGAGAAAGGUGAGACAUUCCUGCAUGGCAUUCUGGGUAAAAAAAACAUGUCUGUCCGUGUGUGAGCUCACCGGCUGCUUUGGAGCGAAAACUACGGAACCAAACAUCUGCUGCCUUGGGCCUCCAAGAUAGAUUCCCUCAGGAGUAAAGUGGACUUGCUGCGCCUCCCUCUGGCCCUCUCCACCAAGUCCAUCAGCAGCCGUAAGAGCCAGCUGGGCGUGGUCUGGGAGAAAGGCGGCGGCGGCUCGGGGGCAGGAGGGGCCCGGAAACCCCGCCCACCGCCGGCCUCCGACAUGGACAACGAGUCCACGUACUCGGGCUACUCCUACAAGUCGUCCCACUCGAGAAGCUCCCGCAAACACAGGGAGAGGAAGGACCGGCAUCGGGCGAAGAGUCGUGACAGCAGCGUCCGUGGAGACAAGUCGGUGACCAUCCAGGCUCCCGGAGAGCCGCUGCUGGACGCCGAGUCCACCAGAGGAGACGAGAGGGAUGACAACUGGGGCGAGACCACCACGGUGGUCACCGGCACCUCCGUGGACAGCGCCUCCAACGAGGACCUGACCCGGCUGUCGAAGGACCUCGAGGAUUCCUCGCCGCCGGAGUGCCGGCGGUACCUCAGCCCGGCGUUGGGCGCCGUCCUGAGCCUCUUCGCGCUGGUCACGCCGCUGGCCUUCUUGGCGCUCCCGCAGCUCCUCUGGCGCGACACGCUGGAGCCGUGCGGCACGCCGUGCGAGGGCCUCUACAUCUCCCUGGCCUUCAAGCUCCUGAUCCUCCUCAUCUCCACCUGGGCGCUGUUCCUGCGCCCGCCCAGAGCCACGCUGCCGCGCUUCUUCGUCUUCCGCUGCCUGCUGCUGGCGCUGGUCUUCCUCUUCGUGGCGUCCUAUUGGCUCUUCUACGGCGUGCGGGUGCUGGAGCCCCGGGAGACGGACUACCGGGGGAUCGUGGGGUACGCGGCGUCGCUGGUGGACGCGCUGCUGUUCAUUCAGUACCUGGCCCUGGUGCUGCUGGAGGUCCGGCACCUGCAGCCCGCGUUCUGCCUGAAGGUCGUGAGGACCACAGACGGAGCGAGCCGCUUCUACAACGUGGGACACCUCAGCAUCCAGCGGGCGUCCGUUUGGGUUCUGGACCAGUACUACAGCGACUUCCCGGUCUACAACCCGGCCCUGCUCAACCUGCCCAAGUCCAUCCUCUCCAAGAAGAUGUCUGCCUUCAAGGUCUACAACCUGGGGGAAGAGAACAGCAUCAAUAACUCUACGGGGCAAUCCAGAACGAUGAUCGCGGCCGCCGCUCGGAGAAGAGACAACUCCCACAACGAGUACUACUACGAGGAGGCGGAGGUGGAGCGCAGGGUCCGCAAGCGCAAGGCCCGACUGGUGGUGGCGGUGGAAGAAGCCUUCACGCACAUCAAGCGGCACCAGGAAGAAGAGGGGACGGCGUCCUCCCCCAAACACCCGCGGGAGGUGAUGGACCCCAGGGAGGCGGCCCAGGCCAUCUUCGCCCCCAUGGCGAGGGCCAUGCAGAAGUACCUGCGCGCCACCAGGCAGCAGUCCUACCACAGCAUGGAGAGCAUCAUCAACCACCUGCAGUUCUGCGUCACGCACAACAUGACCCCGAAGGCGUUCCUCGAGCGUUACCUCAGCCCCGGUCCCACCCUCCAGUACCUGGACACCAGCAGGGGGCGCCAGUGGACGCUAGUGAGCGAGGAGCCGGUGACCACCGCUCUGCGCCAAGGCCAAGUCUUUUCCUUGAGACGCCUGGACUUCUCCCUGGUCGUCACGGUGACGCCCCUCCCCUUCUUGCGCCUGGGCGAGGAGUUCAUUGACCCCAAGCGGCACAAGUUUGUCAUGAAGCUCCAGUCGGAGACGUCUGUGUAGCAGAGCCGUGACUCAACUAAUCUUAGUGCUUUUCAGGGUAUUUUUUUUACUCCAUUUUUCAUGAUUUCUAUUUGUUGAUGAGCGAAACACCCGAAUGACACGGCUGGAAAAAGACAACGCGGAUGUCUGACCUUUAUGUUUCUUCCUCAAACAGUUUCCAGGGUUCUUGGUAUUGGUUCUGUUUCUUAGUCCAACGCGCAUUAAGUGCAGCGCAUUGUUCUGACAGAUCUUUGGUUCUGGAGUGACCGUCUGGGUCUGAGCCACGUUUGUAAAAGACGCGUCCGCCACGUAUUCAAGAGAAUAAACAUGACCUUUUAUUGACUCAGACUCGAGAGGCUUUCGCUUUAGCUCACUCUUUUUUUUUUUCAGAGCUCCUCCUUCUUCUCUUCCCCCUUUUUCUUUUAAAUUAGUUUUUUUUUUUUUACGAAUUCGGCCUUCGUAGGCUGCAGACGUGAGCGGUCAGGAACUCCAGGUCUCCCGGUCCGUUCUCGCUGACACGGCUUUCUGGAAAGUGGACGUGUGCAGUUACUGAGAGUAAGAAACACUGGAUGGACUGCAGCGCUUCACAAGGGCUUUGUUUUGUAUCAUUUCUUGCUCUGGGUUUUGUUGAAUCUCCCUCAUUCCUGGAGAACCUACAGAUAUGCACUCCUGCACUGAGAGAAUAUAACUGUGUGAGCACUCUGCAGGUCCGGUUCAGGUCCAGUACACUCGAGGGGGAUGUGGUCGCCUCUACAUACGAGGACAGACAGCCAAGUAUCGCCGAUGUGCUUCUUUUUUCAUUUAGGCAGCUGAAUGUUUAUUACUGUCUUUUUAUAUUUUGCAGUGUGUGUGAAUAUGUGUGUGUGUGUGUGUGUGUGUGGUUGAGCAACCAGACAAAGUGGGCAGAAGUCAUUUUUAUUUAAUUAAAAAGUUUUGUAUUUUGGAAUUUUAAACCCGCUAAAGUGCGACAUAACCUCUAAAGAGUCGUCCGUCAUCACUGAACCCCGGUGACCCCGUUUGUCAAAAUCUAAGUUUAAUACUUUUUUAAUAAAAAAAAGAUGCCACCGAUUUUUUACCAUUGCACUCGAUAAGUGGCGGACUGGAACCAGCGAUAUGCCUUUCACUCUCUUUUUAUUCCAAAUAUUCUUCUUCCUGGUGGCGCCUACACUACCCACAAUGCAACACAACCGCCACGUCUCGAUGCAUCUCAAUGUAUCCUCGCUGUACACGGACCACUCUUUUUUUUUUUUUAAUCGAUUAAUACCAGCAGUUAGAUAAAUCUGAACUCUUUUUUUAUUUAGAAUCAUUUCUCUUUGGUGCUUUUACGUAAAAAAAAUAUGUAACAAGUCUUUUUAAAUCUAAACACUUGCAGAUUGAUUGUCUGAUUAAUAGACUAAUUUUUCUAGUCCUAGUACUAGUUUGUGCUGUAUACUGUAUAUUCGGGGCCUCGUGUCACUCGGAGGUCUUUUUCUAGAUCGUCGUGCCGCUCACGAGCAGUUUACGUUUUCUACGGUUGUUUCCUGUUUUUUUUUAUGGAUCACUUUGUUGUACUUGAUAUAAGCUCCUAACACUGGUUCUUGAUGAACGUUGUCUUUUGAAAGCAAGAUUUGUAUUUACUGUUGCGCUGUGUGUGUUUUUUUUUUUUUUUUUUACACCGAGUUGAUGUAAAAGGUUUUUAAUAAAUGAUCUCACCCAAAGUU
Molecule: messenger RNA, 3878 nt
Organism: Cyclopterus lumpus (lumpfish)
Lineage: Eukaryota; Metazoa; Chordata; Actinopteri; Perciformes; Cyclopteridae
Product: vang-like protein 2
Exons: 8
Coding region: 619-2199 (526 amino acids)
Biological process (GO): multicellular organism development; establishment of planar polarity; Wnt signaling pathway, planar cell polarity pathway
Cellular component (GO): plasma membrane
Source: RefSeq, a predicted model, not a curated record